This is a messenger RNA of Emericellopsis atlantica, 1569 nucleotides long. RefSeq names its product high affinity nitrate transporter NrtB. The record is from RefSeq and is a predicted model, not a curated record. Gene Ontology annotation, cellular component: membrane. Gene Ontology annotation, biological process: nitrite transport; nitrate transmembrane transport. Gene Ontology annotation, molecular function: nitrate transmembrane transporter activity; nitrite transmembrane transporter activity. Lineage: Eukaryota; Fungi; Ascomycota; Sordariomycetes; Hypocreales; Bionectriaceae. The transcript has 3 exons. The coding region runs from base 1 to 1569 and encodes 522 amino acids.
AUGUUCGACAUCAGAGUAUUGUGGAAAGCCCCUGAGCUUAACCCAAUCAACAAGAAAGCAAAGAGCGUACCAGUACUCAAUCCGUUCAAUGUCUAUGGCCGAGUCUUUCUCUUCUCAUGGUUGGGUUUCAUGAUUGCCUUUUGGGCCUGGUACACUUUCCCUCCGCUUCUCACAGAGACGAUCGCGAAAGACCUGGACCUCACGCCCGUGCAGGUGGCCAACUCAAACAUUGUGUCACUUGUAUCAACCUUCUUCCUCCGGUUCGUGGCCGGGCCGCUGUGCGAUCAGUUCGGGUCGAGGAACGUGUACGCCUCACUGCUCCUCUUGGGCUGCCUGCCGAUCGGACUCGCACCCCUCGUCAAGGACGCGACUGGUCUCUACGUGUCCCGCUUCUUCAUCGGCGUACUUGGAGCGACAUUUGUCCCCUGUCAAGUCUGGUGCACGGGAUUCUUUGACAAGAACGUGGUCGGCACAGCCAAUGCAUUCGCUGGAGGCUUUGGCAAUGCCGGAGGUGGCUUGACCUAUGUCAUUAUGCCCGCCGUCUUUGACGCCUUGGUCCAUACUCACGGGAUGAGCGAGCACAAGGCAUGGCGCGUCACCUUUGUGGUGCCUCUCAUCUGCCUCAUCGCCUGUGGUGUUUCCAUGUUCCUACUCUGUCCGGAGACGCCCCUUGGCAGGUGGAACGAGCGUGCACAGAGAGUGCAGGAAAAUCUCGCAGCCUUUGACCUAUCCGACGCCUCGGUGGUUGAUGUCCCCGGCCACAUUACCGACCGCCCAUCUCCGUCUUUGGUAUCGUCAUCAUCGCCCAAAGACGAAGAAAAGGGCGACAUGUCGAGCCGCGAUAUCCAGACUCUGACAAGGAAUGGCAGCUUUUCAAAGGAGGAGGCACAGGCGACGGCCCAGGCUGAGGUUGUUGUGAAGCCAUCUUUCAAGGAGAUGAUGGCCGUCCUCUGCUCCCUGCAAACGCUCUUCCAUCUAACUACCUAUGCCUGUUCUUUCGGUGGUGAGCUUGCCAUCAACUCCAUCCUCAGCUCCUAUUACAAGAAGAACUUUCCCCACUUCGACCAAACCCUCGCUGGCAACUACGCCUCCAUCUUUGGGUUCCUCAACUUUGUCACCCGCCCGCUGGGCGGCAUCAUCGCCGACGUUCUCUACACCCGUUUCGGUCGCAAUCUGUGGCUCAAGAAGGGCUGGAUCACGAUGUGCGGUCUCCUGACCGGCGGGCUUCUCAUCUUGAUUGGACAGGUCGAUCCCUCUGAGGCCAACGGAAGCAGCAUCGGCCUCAUGGUCGGGCUCAUCUCCCUCAUGGCCAUCUUUCUGGAGGCAGGCAACGGCGCCAACUUUGCGCUCGUGCCGCACGUCCACCCUCACGCCAACGGGAUCCUGUCUGGCGCGACCGGUGGAGGAGGCAACCUCGGUGGUGUCGUCUUUGCCAUCAUCUUCCGCUUCAUGCACAAGGGCUCGGAUUACGCCAUGGGGCUCUGGGUAAUUGGCAUCAUCCAGGUCGCGCUCAACCUGGCGGUCUGCUGGAUCCCGCCUAUUCCCAGUGGGCAAGUGGGUGGACGGUGA